Dreissena polymorpha is the source of this 1777-nucleotide messenger RNA. Its product is annotated as phospholipid phosphatase 1-like. Gene Ontology annotation, molecular function: phosphatidate phosphatase activity. NCBI's taxonomy places the organism in Eukaryota, Metazoa, Mollusca, Bivalvia, Myida, Dreissenidae. The transcript is spliced from 6 exons. Gene Ontology annotation, biological process: phospholipid metabolic process; phospholipid dephosphorylation; signal transduction. The coding region runs from base 83 to 1156 and encodes 357 amino acids. The record is from RefSeq and is a predicted model, not a curated record.
AGAAGGAUUUAAAGUGUGGCUGCAGAUUCGUCGUGUCACACAAGUAUAAAAGGAGACUGAAUCACCCAACCCUCCGGUCUUAAUGGUCCUGUGGGACUAUUGCAACAUGGAAAAGUGUCCGGAUAAUAGACGGGUCAGUCGCAGACGACUCAUGUUGGCUCUAAUAGUGGAUGUGAUAUUUUUUCUUAUUGUGGGUAUUCCGGUUCUUUACUUGUUCCUUCAGGGUCAGCCCUUUAUCAGGGGCUUUCAAUGCGAUGACCCCUCCAUCUCCCUCCCCUACCGGCCAGAUACAAUCAGUACACCUGUUCUUAUCGUCGCCGGAUUUGGGACCUCUGUCUUUUGCGUCGUUAUUGUGGAGGUUUUAAACGCCAUCAACAGGAAGUGUCGGCGACCAUGCUCAACAUUGGAAGACUUACGGUUCUGCGCAAAGGGAUUUUCUGUGUUCCUCGUCGGGUUCGUAGUUCAAACACUGUUCGUAGAAUUCGUAAAGAGACAGCUUGGAUUCUUGAGACCAAACUUCAUUGAUGUAUGUCAGCCGCAGUUUAACAGAUCGCUUUGCCCCUCCUUCAUUACCGAGUACACGUGCAGCGGAAGUGAUCACGACGCCGACGAGAUUCGUGACAGCCGACAGUCAUUUCCAUCCGGGCACUCGGCGUUCUCCAUGUUCAUAUCCGUUUUCUAUUGCUUUUACAUACAGGGACGUCUCCGCAUCAGUUUUUCACGAAUUCUGAAGUUUUUCAUGCAAGCUGCUCUAGUCUUCACUGCAUCUAUCUGCGGCCUGAGUCGAAUCAGGGACCACAAACACCAUGCCUCAGACGUCAUCGUCGGAUUUGCCGUCGGUGCAGCUGUCGCCGUAUUUGUGUACAAGCUCGUUGCGGAAAACCUUCUCUCCAAAUCUUUAGAGGACGAGGUCAGCAAAUCAUCCACGUCAUCAUCGACAGUUUCACAUUACGUAUGCUGCUCAUGCACAACACCGCAAUCCUCGAACGUCGAAUCGCAGACGCCUGUCCCGCUACUCCAAAACGAGUACUUUAAUGUCGUCCCAAACACAAUCUCCACAAGCAGGCAUGCGUCUUUAAAACUAAAAGUGACACCAGUAACAUUAUCAAACCAACAGCAGGAACUAGUUUUAAGUUACACAAGUGGUCUAUGUUAAAUCGUCAGAACUAGUGUAGCAGCAAUCAGCUUAUUUUUUAUUGUAGAAGUUAUCGUUCAGAAUUGAACACAAACACGAAAGUUUGUGGGUUAGGCAGUUAAGAUAAACUUAUCUUACACAAAUCAAAAGCACUCUCUCAGGGAGUAAAAAGGUUCUGCUGUUUUGAUAACUGACUAUCAUAAGGCCUACCAACAGUACUGCUGAGUGGUUUGGUCAGUUGAGUAUUUCACAAGGACUGCAAAGGUUGCUAACUUGAUCAGACACUCACGUAGUACGACUGUUAAGUGUUUUUUUAUUUAGCGGACUUGUUACAUGUAUUUCUUCAUAUAUGGCAGUCGAUCGUAGGCUAUAUGCAGAAGAUCCCUGAGCAGAUCAGUGUCUUUUAGACAUCGUAUUGUCGACAAGCAUUGUACUUGCAAACCUUGACCUCAGUGUCUCAAAGGUUUAAGGCACGUCAUUAAGCCAAUCUCAUUUACAGCACAUACGUCUGCAAGUAUAUGAUGGUCCAGUAAUUGGAUAUUACAUCCAUAUCAAAUCAAGGGAUUUGGAAAGAUCAGUCGAUUGCUUUAUUUGGAACGACUUACCUAUUUAUGUCAGUUUGUUCAAAUUGCUUUUGAUACA